AUGAGGCAUUUGAUUCACCAGUUCAAAGCUCUCUUCUGGAAGAACUGGCUCUGUCGUGUGAGGCAACCGAUCUUGUCUUUCUCUGAAGUCCUCUGGCCAUGUAUGCUCUUCCUAAUUCUGGCUGUAAUUCGUUUCCAGGAGCCACCAACCCAGAAAGAGAACUGUUACUUAGAAGCCCGGGAUUUACCAAGCCGAGGCCUGUAUCCUUUCGCUCAGAGCCUUUUUUGCAAUACGGGCUCAAGGUGCCGAAACAGCAGCUCCACCACUCAGAGAAACAGUAGUUUCCGGACUUCUAGUUUCCAGCGUGGUCAGAACAGCAUAAUGGGGAUGGACAUGACCUUUCUGAAAGAGAUUCAGGAACUUGUGCAGGGAAUUUUAGAGACCACUGAGAAAGCAACUGUUUUACAAAGGCUUUGGGAAGAAGAAGCUACGCUCUUGGGUCCUGCAGAUGGCUCCACAUUCUUAGGUAUGAAUUUGAACGAAACCGAGGAGAUGAUUUCUAAAGUUGAAAGUCUCCAUCAUCAGCCUUACUUCUGGGAUCUGCUCUACUCUCUGCCAUGGCUUCAGACAGGUAGCUUUCCCCAAGAACAUGGGGUCGAGUAUCUAUCAAAGCUCUUGCGGACAAUUCAAAAUUCCUUAAUGUUCUUGGAAGAAUUAGAUGUGAUGCCAUCAAAUCAAAUGUUUUACGUGGCCCUGAAAACAGGACUGAAUGCGACCACUGCAGCACUGCAGGCCUGGAAUGGGGAAGGUUUUCAAUAUAACCUCUCUCUUUCGGAUAUUGUAUGGAACCCAUAUGUUGUUAUUACUGAACUUGAAUCACAAUUUGGAUUUGAAAAGAUUCAGAUUGAAAAGAUACUAAACUAUACGAUAAAGCUAAGUGAGAUUCCCACCAAAGGUACACUGGGGCAGUUUGUGUGUUCAGUCUUGGCCACAGUGUCAGGGGCUGAAGCUGACAAAGGAGGCAAUGAAAGCUGUAUCUUCUCACCAUGGCCGGAAGCCAAGGCCUAUCUUGUCCAUUCUGUCAACCAGAUCAAACUCUACACAAAGGUCUUCCAGCAGUGGAUUUCCAGCAAUAGACCUCCUAAGAAGAUCUUGACUGGGCUUGAACAAAACAUAGUUAAUCUCAUAUCUCAGCAUCCUGUGAUGAGUGAAAUAUGGAAGCAAUACUAUAAAACCAGCAAUAAUAUCAUUCAGAAUUGGAAGGAAACCCCAGAAUGUAAUUCUACAGAUGGUAGUUGUAAACCUCUGGAUAUAACAUUAUUCGUGAACAAACUGCAGGUGGCCAUUCAGCAUUUGUUUCAAUGGCCAGUUAUGAAGAAACUUACUUUUGUGGAUGCAGCUGUAAGGAAUGUAAUGCUCCAGAAUACAUACUUCAUUAAAGAAGCUUUUCAAAACCUGGAGAAUUUGGUGCACAACACUAAAAGAGAGGAGUUCAUGCACAUAGACACUGGAACAGUCUUUUUGGGGCUAAAACAGAUUCUGAUGAAUGAUGUCCCCUAUGCCUGCAAAGCUGAUGUUACGGCUUUUGAAAAGAACUUUGGGCUGCCACAAGACUCCAAAGUCAGAAAUGUCCUUGAAGUGUUCAUGUGCCAUAAAAACCAUUCCAAUGUGUCCUCUAAGUUAAGAGAACGAAUCCAGCUAAUAGAGGAAUCUGUCCAGCUCCUGCAAAGCGCAAUGCAAGGACAACCUGGCAUGCCAGUUUCAAUCAAUGAAAGCUAUUUGGGCUGGCAAGAGAUAGGAAAGCAGCUCACUGAGACCAGUGCCAUUUGCUAUAAGAUUAAGAAAUUACUGAGCAAGACAGAGUCUGUGGAGAGUGUCUCUUUCAGCUCUUGUCAGCAGCAGCUCAUCCAAUCACUGAUUAUUGCAUCUGUUAAAGAGCUUUUGAGGUCAGAAAAAAACUGGCAGCAAUUUGAAGAGAUGGCACAAGUCUUCAUCCCACAUUUUGUGGAAUUCAUCCAAAAAUUUAUUCUGCCUCAUUCUUCAGUCUCCUUGAGUAAUCAGGACCUUCAAUUCAUUAUAAAAACCUUUCUAGAUAAUACAAUCUUUAACAGUUUGGACAAGACGGAGGCAGAAGAAUCCCCUACUAAUAACCAUGUGCUUCCUGAACUCACCACUGGCAUAUUGGAGAAUUUCCAACUUCUUGCAACGUUUUUUCAUGAUCCUCAGUCUGAUGGAAUUCUGGAAUUGAUAGAAACAUUACUGCAUGAAUCCAACACCAAGAAGCCACAUUUCUGGAGGCCUGAACACAUGGUAAAAGAAGUAGCUGAAGGAUUAAAAGUUUUAUCCAGAAUGGCAAUGCCUUGGGUUCUAGAAAAUCAGAGGGUUCUCAACAGAAGCUUGCAAUUUUUCCAGCACUUCCUGACCGACUGGCCUGAAUCGACUGUUUUGAACAUCGAUUAUGUGCACAAUUUAAGUGAACAUUUCAUAAAGGUUCUCUAUGAGAUUGGACUGCUUUCUCCAGAACAUGCUGCGGCAGCCUUUAGCACAAUUUACACUGUGAGAAAUGCCGUUUCCCUUCUGGUGUCAGAUAUAACUUCUGCAACUGACAUGCAAGAUUGGGAGAAAAUUGUCUCAAAUGUCUACCCCAAAAUCUACAGUGUAGUGGACAACCAUGCUGAUUUGCUUGUCCAAACACUUUCUUCUCUCUAUCAUGAUGUCGACCAGUUCCUAAGGAUGCAGAGCAAUAGCUCCUUGGGGGUGCUCUUCUACCAACUCUCGAGAAAUGUUUCAGCUUCUUCCCUGCAAACUGACUUGAGCAAGGCUUUUGAGCUUAUAUCUCAUACUGUGAUGCUCCUCCGGGAACUUCCUCAAAAACCUCUCUGUGAAAAGCUGGUAAUGCUUUAUGACUACAUAGAACUCCAAACUCAGUCCUUAAUACAAACUGGCAAACAGGAGUUGGAGACUAUAGCAAACACAUUUAAUAAUUACAAAGCGACAUUCCUGAGCAAGCAACGUUGUAUUGAGUCUUUUCAAUAUUUGAGACAACUUUCUGGCAUCCCAACAGAAAACCCAUUAAGUAACGGAUCUAUUGAUGAUUUCUACAUAUCUGAAAUCACCUCUGUGAAUCACUCCAACUCAUUUCUGCUUCUGCUGUUUGGUCCUCUCUUCAAUGCAUCAUCUCUGCUAAAUGAGACAAACGGGCCUUUAUCCAUUCAUUGUACUGGUGUGUGGUUUCAAAUGUGGCUUAAGGUUUUGGAAGAUGUGUCUAAAUGGUUGAGGCUAGAUUCAGAUUUUUUCACUGAGCUUCACAAUGCCUUGGGCCCCUUUUUGGAUGGUUCUGAAAAUAUUGCUCAGGAAGAAAUGUGCAACAAGACCAUUGCUGUCCGUAUGCAAAUUAAAUCAGUGUUGCAUCUGCUGAAAAGCAUGACUGAAAUUGCUGAUUCAUCUGAUUUUGAGGCAUUCAGCCAUCUUGCUGCUGCCCUUAACCAUGCUGUAGGCACAACCAGUUCAUAUAGCGGAGAGGAAUUGGAAGAAGUGCUGCAAAUAGUAGAAAACACAACAGUUGAACUGCAUCAGGUUCUAUCAGAAGCUAACUUUAGCAGGGACUUUCUGGAUUCUUGGAUUGAUGCUUUCACACACCCCACUUCUAAACUGGAAUAUAAAUUACAUUCCUUUGGGAAAUCUUCCUCAAACCUUCUUUCUUGGAAAGAAUUCCAAACAAGUUUUGCUGAACUAAGAAAGACUACUGAACUUCUCAAAAAACUUUCCCAGGAACAGGAUCUUCAGUCCUGCACUGAGAUUCUCCAGAAUAUAACCAAGCUAAUGUCAGGUGAUGAUUUGAGUCCACCAAAUAUUUCACAGAAGUGGUUUCCUGCACUUUUAAAAUCUCUGCUAACCUUUGAAAAUGCAGCAAGCAGCAUUAAAGGCUGUAAUACAUGGGUGUUCCUUAGCGAAGCUUUCUUAGAGAAAGACUCCUAUUCCCAGUUUGAGAAUGCUAAAGAUAUCUUAAUUAUACUGACAUCUUUGAGCACUUUUAAUGAGAUGAAUAGUAGACUAGAGAAUAUCUCAGAUAUUCUUCACAUGGCCUUUAGUCUUGCAAAUUUUCCCUCUUUACAAAAUGUUACAGAUGCACAUUUGAGAACUGUUUGUGUCAACCUUGUGAUCAAUUACUUAAAAUUAAUAUUGCCUACUUUUUCUGAAGAAGAAAACAAAUUAGUUGACUUUAUCCUCACCCUCUUUAAUUACACAGGUGGGCAAAUUAACACCUUAAUCCCAUAUUUAGCAGCUCACUCAUUAUAUGCCUUUGACUCAAAUCAGGAAACUUUUUUAGAUGCCUUCAUGGAUUCAACUGGAUUUCCAAGUUUUCUUCAACACUUCUGGCCUUCUUCAGUAGAACUCUCGAGAGAAAUUCAAACUCUCCUAAGAAAGGUGUCUUCUGAACAUCUACAAAAUAGCUCAUUCCCUUGGCACAGUGAAUUUUUUCUCAAAGCUCUUGAAAACCUCCAACAAUACAGUAUAAACUUACAAAAAGGCCCCUUUCCAUAUUUGUUUCAUUACUUUAAGGAUGCCUUGUCUCUGAGUAUGCUAAAUGUUCUCAACUCGAGUUUCCAUCCAGUGCAAAAUGCAACUAAUCUUGAUAUUGGACGAAUAAGAGAAGCUCUUGCAAUCCUGAAAUCUUAUAACCUUCCUAAUACUCCAGGUGAAUUAGGUGAGGAGGUCUUCCCUGUGCAUAUGGCAGCCCUGUUGCAAAAUCUUGAGAAUACAAAUGGAGACCACUUAAUCAAACAACUGAGACAGAUCAGCAAGAGCCUGAGCUACAUUCUUAAAAAAGCCAGUGGGGGUCAGUAUGCAGCUGAGUCUGUGGUGGAUGUUGUCGCAGCGUGGUUAGAUAGUAUUAACAAUGCCUCACAGUCAUGGAAUCUGACAGGCUUGCGGCAGAUCAUGCAGUUACUCCAAGAGACUGAGUUUACUGAAGUAAUGCAAAUUCUUCACAUUUUUCCAGAGGUAGCCAGUUUUUUAGAGAGGAUAGCUCACAAAAACAUCACAGACACCCUGACUGAGGUGUACCAGUUCGCCCUGAAACAAAAUGCAAGCAUGGCAGCGCUUUCCAAGGAGGCAUUAUCCAAGGAAGUCAAUAGCCUUCUAGAAUUACUGGAGCAAGCAACUGAUAUGUCCAAAGAGUCUGCAGAAGCUUUGAGGUGUCUUACUGCAGUCAUUUGCUGGAACAUCACCACAACAACCCCCUGGUCGUGCAAUUUAGACAUGCAAAACCAUUCCUUAUCAAUUCACGACAUGCCUGCUGGUGUGCAUGAGCCGCUCGAUGCAACAGAAUUAUUGGGCAAAUCAGCAUGCUCUGAUGAAUAUUAUCUCAAGAAGGUAACAUUCCAAAUGGCCUGUUUUCUCCACCAACUUGAAGAGUGGCAUCCCAUUAUCUUAAAGUUUUCCACAUUUCACCAAGUUAACAUCUCCGUCCUAAAUGAACUUCUGGGAUUUUGGAAUAAACUCUCAAGCUAUGUUCUGACUUCCAGAGGCAAUACUAACAACUCAAAUAAUUGUAUUUUGGUUGGGAAGAAGCACAAAUCUUUCCCGCUCAUAGAAGUACUAAGUAACAUGACUUCAUCUGAGAUCAUAUUAGUCAAGGCUCUUUUUGAACAACUUGCAGAUUUAUAUGGUACCCAAAACAAAGACAGGAACACUCAAGGUUUAAGGAUGGAAACGAUCCUUACCAGUGUUAAAAAUAUGGCCAGUGGGGCAUUUGGAGUAAAUAAUACUGAAGAUGCCUUGAUAUCUUUCCUUUCGGCAGUACAGCCUUUAAUGAUGUUGUCUACCCCUGGAAAUCAAAUGUACAUGGUGCUUAGAGCCUUAUUAGCGGUAGCUAGGAAUGAUAGUCUGAUAGACAGCUUGGAGACGCUGUGGCUUGACACAGAGAGAGACAUUGAAAGUCUGUUGUUAGAUUUUAAUAUUAGGCAUUUCCUGUCAUUGAUUGACAAAGGAAUCCAACGGUUAAGCAUGGCAGUAGGGCCACAUACUCUAUUGUCACUUGUACAUGUCUUAAGAUCAUUAAAGAACUUCAAUGAAACAUCAUUAAAGAACUUUGAAGAUGUCCUUGAGCUUGGGAGAAACUGGCUACAAGAAUUUAAGAAUAAAAACUAUUCUAAAGGAAUACAUGCACUAGUCCUACUAAUGGCUGGCAAAUCAUCACCAAAUGGGAUAGUGCAGAGCAUCAAGGAUAUAAUAUACUUUUUGGAAAUUCUGCUUAAUGUGAUAUACGAUCUUACGACUAAAGAGGAGGAAUUGCAUUCCAAUGAUACAGAUCUUCAGAUAAUGGAGUUCAUUGACCUGUUCUUUGAUGACACACAGUAUGAAAACUACAGAACAGAUAUCACUCCAUUCCAAAGCAGGACGAUGGAAUUAAUUAAAGAAUUCUUGCAAAUCUUCUUUCCAUCUCCCACGGAGCAUUACAGGAACAAAAUAUUUUUCUUGCUAAAGGACAUACAUAAGGAUAUCAUUGCAGAAAUGAGUGUAUUCCCCAGGGACAAAAUCUUAGCAUUUUUAAAUCUCAGUCAGUUGGAUAACCUCAGUGAAGAUGUUGAGGAGGUUACACAAAACAUCACCUAUUCAAGUCUUGGAGAUUACAUAUAUGGCUUAUUAAAUGAAGUAGCCGUGCCUGCAGGUGGAAUCUUUCAUUUCGACAGGGCCAAAGGGCUGAAUUUGGCAAGAGAAUUUCUUAAUAUUUUGUUCAGAAAUUCCGCAGUCAAGGAAGUCACAAGAAAUCACGAGGAACUGUUGGCUUUUAUGAACUACAUGCUGCUUAGUGCGAAUAACUCCUGGGAUCUAAUUCAGUGGCCUCAAAAUCGCUCUACGACUCACCAGUUUAUGAAACAAAUCGAAAACUUCCUGGGUAUUCUGGCUCAGAACAAUUUCCCUCCCAGACUGAAAGAAAUUGCUUUCGCCAAUUUAACAGAAUUGUUUACCUCAGUUAACACUGCUUUUCUGUUGACAAAUAAAAAUAACAUGGUGGCGAUACAAAAAUUACUUCAGAUCCUCUUCUGGAGUAGUAGAGCUAACUAUACUGAUUGGCCCUUUUCAGAGAUAUAUUAUGUUUUUAAAUCUGUGUUUGAGGAAAAUGAUGACUUUGGGCAACUCGGAAAAGUAAUAGAAGUUGUAUUUAGGUUCCUGACACUGUCCGGUAAAACUUUGAAGCAUUUGUUUUCCAUUUCUGAAGCAUCCCUGAGCUCAAAUGCAUUGGACAAACCCAAUUCCCUUGAGGUGGCUUUUUUUGCUCUUGAAAAAGCUAUUAGUCGCGCUGUUGAAGAGAGGAGCUUGAUGAAAGAUGUGGAAAUGCUGUAUUCAAAUGAAGGGCAACUAGUUGGCUUGAGGAAGGCAUUUCUUGAUUUGAUCUCCUUGAUGAUUCCGCUUAAUCAAUCUAAUUUGAAUGGGUCUGAUGUGGCAAUGACAGUUGCUAAAUUGGUUGGAAACUGGAGUAAAUUGAGGGAUGUAUUAGUAGAUGAAAUUGCUGAUUUUUUAACAAGUACAUCCAAUUAUUCCAUUGUGCUGGAGAAGCUUGUUGAGGUGGUAGCCAGCACCACCAUGAACUCUUCCAAGGAAGCUUUCAGUCUAGUGCAAAAUCUUCUUGACUUUGUGUCACCAAUUAACAGCUUGAUAGGAAUAAUGGAUUUCAAUCGGAUUUUUACUCCAAACCUGAACCAGGGGGGAAAAAGAGAUGUAAUUCAGGAAACAAUUUCUUACUUAUUCAAGAUGUAUUUGCAAAACAAUAUGGAAAGCAAGUCUGCCAUCAGAGCUGUGUCAGAUCUUUUGUCUAAAGUCUCUUGGAAAAACUUCAUGUCAGAGAAGGACUUGGAUACAUUUCUUACUGUUAUAAAAAGACAAGAUGGCAUCCCAAUGGUUUCCGAUAUCAUUAUGGAGUUGUUUGAUCUAACAUCAAAUUUGACCAGAGGACAUUUGGGCACAUUAUCCUUUCUCAACGAUCCUAUAAUCCAACAUGCCAUUGAACUAUCCAUCCUUCGUUUGCUUAAUAAGACAUCUCCUUUAAGAGGUCUGCCUCACUUCAAUAAAAAUCAGGAAGAGGUCUUCAUUCAAGGCUUAAUCCAAACUAUGUUGAGGACUGAUUUAAAUGAAAGUAUCAUAGAAGGAAAUCAAGAUGUAAUUGCAAAUGAUGUUCUGAAGCUCAUACAUGAUUUUGGCGUGCCAUUUGAAACACUGUCAUCUAGUGAAAAAUACACAGAUCAUUUGGUUUUCCUGGUGAAACAAUGGCUCAAGGACCAAAGAAUCUAUGAGAUGUGCCAAGCUCUUCACAGGCAUUUAAACCCAGAAGUUGCCCUCCUGCUGUGGAAAUUGCAGGCUGCAGCUUUGAAUGUAUUGACAGCCUUUUCAGAUAAUACUACUUUUAUUGACUAUCUCCAAUGUGCCUUUAAGAGCUGUAAGUAUGGCUUAACGAGGCACUUUUUCCUCUUUGUCCUUGAAGGAAUCCAUUUGGUUCGUGCUCAAUAUCAGCAUACUGUGAAAGCCUGGACAGCUUCCACGCAAGGAGAUUGUGAAGACUUCGUAUCUCUAAAAAGGAAGCUUUAUACUACUUUGUCUGAGUUUCAAAUACACAUCCAAAACAUCACUGAAAGCAGCUGUGAAUGUCAAGAUGCCUCGGAAAACAUUAGCAAACACAUGCAAAUGUUAACUGAGACCCUAGAGAUAGCUCUAUCUGGGAACCCGCUGGUGGCUCUCCUUAAUAACUUCAGUCUGCCGACAGACGUGAAGCUAAAAGACUUUGUGCAGAAUACCACGGAGUUGGCCCGAGAGCUUAGUUCCUUAACCAGCAUUUCCGACGAAACGAUCACUAUUGUCAUGGAAUCCAGUAUCGCACAGCCAAAGUUUCUCUCUAGUAUCCUCGCAGCCGCUUUAGCUGGAAGUUGUGAUGUGGAAACAUUUAGCCCGUUGACGAAGUUUCCAGUAGAGGAGAAAACUCAUGCUGCCAUUGAGGAACUUUGUUCUCUGCCACCACAGGAAUUGUACACCAUGACUAUACUACUCCUGCAGAACCUGAAUCUACGCAAUAUCAUUUACAAGGCCAAAAUACCAUCAGAAGUAGACAACUUACUCAACACACUGUUGGAUGUCGUGUCCAGCAUCAGUUUCCUUCUAAAUAAAGCUCAACAUGUCUUUGACAACCUUCCAGCCUUCCUUCAGACAUUUAAAAGUGCAUCGCUACUUGAUAUCUCUUCUUUUCAAUCGAUCUUCCAAAGUGGGCAACCUAGAAGUCUCGCUGCUAAUUCCCUGCAGUCCAUCAUUACGGCUGUGUGUAAAGGAGAAUCUUCAUUCUUCAGCAGCACGGAUAUGUUCAUUGACAUGCCUAGAAUCACAGAGGUUUUGGAGGAGGACAUGGCGAAAUUCAGCAUUCCUGAAGACUCAACACCAUUUUGCUUGCAGCUUUAUCAAGAAAUUUUAUUAUCACCCAAUGGAGCUCUGAUUUGGACUUUCCUCAAGCCAUUGUUGCACGGGAAGAUACUGUAUACCCCCAACACUGAGAAAAUUAACUUGGUAAUUCAAAAGGCUAAUCACACAUUCAGGUUUGUGGAGAACUUAAAGAUAUAUUCUGAGGCAUGGCUUCGAAUGACAGAACUUGUUCAAAAUAGCGAAAGCUUUCUUAUGAUCAGCCAGUUGCAGGACGCAAUGCAGAAUGCUUUUAUAAAGAACUUUGUAGAGAGCCAAUUGAAUGUGGAUGUGGACGAGCUAGUAAGGAAACUGAGAGUAUACGAGACCACGAUAGAGAAAAUGCUUAACAACUCAGCAACUGAGCAUAUUAACCGAAUGGCAUGGCUCAUGGUUAACAUUUCUUCCUGUCUUUUACUGGAGCGUUUCCAGCCCGUUGAAUCUGUGGAGAAAUUGGAGGCAAAGGCCCAUGAACUCAUGAAGCAAAAUAAUUUCUUAGCUAGUGUCAUCUUUAAUACCUCAAGCCCCAAGGGGGAUGGAGCAGAUUUUGUCCACGAGCUCCCCAAACAUCUCUCAUACACCAUUCGAACAAGUGUCCUGUACAGCAUGAGAACAGAUCUGAUCAAGAACCCAGUGUGGAAAUCCCAUCCUCAAAAUUUACCAGCUGAUGGAUUCAAGUAUAACCACAUCUUCAUUCCUCUGCAAGACAUGAUAGAAAGAGCCAUCAUUUCGGUGCACACUGGAGUAGAUGUCCUGGAUGCAGGAGUACAAGUUCAAGCUAUGCCUUAUCCCUGCCAUACCAGUGACCUGUUCUUGAACAAUAUUGGUUUCUUUUUCCCACUAAUAAUGAUGCUAACAUGGAUGGUAUCGGUGGCUAGCAUGGUCCGAAAGCUUGUUUAUGAGAGAGAAAUUCACCUUGAAGAGUACAUGAAGACCAUGGGGGUGCACCCCGGUGUUCAUUUUGCAGCUUGGUUUCUGGAGAACAUUGUUGUACUCGCUAUAAGUAGCUGCGCUCUGACCAUCAUCUUAAAAGUGAGCCACAUUUUUGCCCAUAGCGACGGCUUCCUUGUCUUCCUCUUCUUCCUGGAUUUUGGCGUUUCAGUCACCAUGCUAAGCUACCUGCUCAGCGCGUUCUUUAGCGCUGCCAACACUGCUGCUCUCUGUUCUAGUUUGGUGUAUAUGAUUAGCUUUUUGCCCUACAUCAUCUUGUUGGUUCUUCAGAAUCAGUUGAACUUUGCCCAGCAAACAUUUGUGUGCUUUCUUUCUACAACUGCCUUUGGGCAUGGAGUGUUUUUCCUUACAUUAUUUGAAGGACAAGAAAUAGGAAUUCAUUGGCGCAACUUAUACCAGCCCUUGGCACAAGGAGCAUCUAUGACUUUUGGAUGGGCAUGUUGGAUGAUUCUUUUUGACUCCAUCCUUUAUUUUAUAGCUGGAUGGUAUUUCAGCAAUAUAAUUCCCGGAAGGCUUGGAUUAAGACGGUCAUGGUGCUUUCCUCUUUCACUCUCUUAUUGGAAGAAUGUGUGUGGUAUUAGAAGCAAAAAGCGAACGUAUCUAAGUCCUGCUAUGUUUUUCUUCAAUGAAAACUUCCAGGACAUGGGAACCGAUUUGGAGUCAGACAGGGAGGGGGAGGAGAAAGGUGAAACCCCAGUAGGUGUUAUGCUGAUGUCACUUACUAAGGAAUACAGUGAGAACAACAAGAUUGCUGUUAAAGAUCUCAGCCUUGCUUUCUACAAAGAUCAGAUCACAGCAAUCCUGGGUCCAAAUGGAGCUGGAAAGACAACAGUCCUAUCAAUGCUGACAGGUCUAUACCCUCCUAGCUCUGGUUCCAUUAUCGUCAAUGGGAGGGAUAUGGAGACAGAACUUGCUGCCAUUAGGACAGAGAUGGGAGUAUGCCCUCAAUACGAUGUGCUGUUUGACACCUUGAGCGUUCAGGAACAUCUGCUUCUUUUUGGGUCUGUGAAGGCCCCUUUCUGGACGAAGAGGCAGUUGCAUCAGCAAGUCAGUAGAGCCCUGAUGGAUGUGGGAUUAUUCCAGCACCAGUACAAACAUAUUGGAGCCCUGUCGGGAGGAAUGAAGAGAAAGCUUUCCAUUGCCAUUUCUUUCAUUGGAAACUCAAAGACUGUGGUCCUGGAUGAGCCCACCAGCGGUGUAGACCCAUGUUCACGGCGUGACAUCUGGGAUAUUCUGCUCAAGUACAGAGCAGGCCACACGGUGAUCUUCACCACUCAUCACCUCGAUGAAGCCGAAAUAGUGAGUGACCGCAUUGCCAUCCUGCAGCAUGGGCAGCUGAGAUGUUGUGGUUCACCAUCUUACCUGAAGGAAACAUACAGCCAAGGACAUAGCCUCACCUUCACAAAAAAGCCCUCUCCAUUUUCAGUUGAAGACUCUGGAGCUACCCUUCGUAUUACAUCUCUGGUUCAGGCCUACAUACCACAAGCAUUCCUGAAAGAGAACAGUGGGAGUGAGUUGACCUACAUGAUCCCAACAGAGGCUGAUAAGGCCUCCUUUAAAGGCCUUUUCCAGACUUUGGAUGCAAACCUUCACUAUCUCUGUGUGACUGGCUAUGGUAUUUCUGAUACCACCUUGGAAGAGGUGUUCUUGAAACUACUGCAGAGCACAGAGAAGACAUCAUAUCUUCCAGUGGUCACGGACUUGGAGUUCACUCAAGCGAACAGCAGAGAAUCAACACAUAGAAAUGGUAAUUCUCCCAUGGAGGUCUCAGUCAUUCACGGAGGAAGGCUUGUUCUCGCCCAGAUUGCUGCCCUUCUAAUGAAGCGCCUUCAUCACACCAGGCGAGACUGGCGGGGAACUCUGUCAAAUAUUCUACUACCUGUCAUCUUUGUUGCCAUGGCAAUGGCCUUGUUUACCGUGAAGCCAUUGGCUAUUGAUUAUCCUUCACUUAAGCUUACUCCGGGACUUUAUGACAAUGUCGAAUCCUUUUUUAGCAGCGAAGAUGAUGACCUUCCCCGUCUCCUGUUGCGGUAUUUUACAGAUGAGGAUGACUUGUGCAUGCAUUCAAGUCAUGGCAUGUCGCUUUUCCAUCCUUGGUGGGCAGCUGGCAUUGUUCUUUCCACACUGGCUACAUGCCCAUCAUCAAAUACUUCUGUUCCUUAUAUGAAGAACAAGAAAGGACAUAUCUUAUAUAACCUUUCAGGCCUCAAUGUUGAAGAAUACUUAAUCAGGCCAUCCAAUGUAACAAGAUAUGGAGGCUGGUCUUUUGGAAGGAGAACACCAAUUGAACUUCACAACCUGAAAGUAAAUAUGUCACCCCAUAAUCCUCUGGCCAAGGUAUGGUACAGUCAGAAAGGAUUCCAUUCUUUGCCUUCCUAUUUAAAUCAGCUAAACAACCUUCUUCUGUGGAAGAAUCUGCCAUCAGAUUUCAGUUGGAAACAGUAUGGAAUCACACUCCACAGCUGUCCAUAUGGAGGUGCACUGCUGGAUGAGGAUAAGAUAAUGGAGAAUGUCCGUCAGUGUGGAGUAGCCCUAUGCAUCAUGUUGGGGUUCUCAAUCCUUACUGCCUCCAUUGGAAGUUCAAUGGUUAAAGACAGGGUUUCGGGGGCAAAGCGGCUGCAGCACAUCACUGGACUUGGCUAUAAGACAUACUGGUUUGCUAAUUUUCUUUAUGACAUGCUGUUGUAUCUGGUUCCAGUCAGCCUGUGCGUUGGCAUUAUUACUGUCUUCCAGCUAUCAGCCUUCACUUUCCGCGAGAACUUGGCAGCCACUGGUCUCCUGCUGAUUCUCUUCGGUUAUGCAACUUUUCCAUGGAUGUACCUGAUGUCACGGUUCUUCUCCAGUUCAGACGUUGCAUUCAUUUCUUACCUAUCCUUAAAUUUUGUGUGUGGUCUUUGCACCAUGCUGGUGACCCUUCUUCCUCGUUUGUUAGCUGUGAUUUCGAAAGGAAAGAGCUUUCAGAGUAUCUACAGUAUUCUCAAAUGGGCCUUCAUUGUUUUCCCACAAUUUUGUUUAGGCCAAGGUUUAAUAGAACUUGCCUAUAACCAAAUUAAGUUUGACCUGACAAUUAACUUUGGAAUCAAUUCAUAUGUGACUCCUUUCGAGAUGGAUUUCUUAGGCUGGAUCUUCGCAGAGAUGGCCCUGCAGGGCACCCUUCUCCUGCUGCUGCGUGUUCUAUUGCAUUGGGACCUGCUCCAAAAACCAAGGGGCUACAUCACCAGCACCUCAGUCAUCCCUUCAGAAGACACAGAUGUAGAGCAGGAGCGUAAAAGGCUUUUUGGAGGAAAAACCAGUAACGAUAUCCUUCUACUGUACAAUCUCAGGAAGAGUUAUUGGGGUUUCAGCAAGAAGAACACUGCUGUGAAAGACAUCAGCUUGGGGAUACAGAAAGGAGAGUGCUUUGGCCUCCUGGGAGUGAAUGGAGCAGGGAAAAGCACCACAUUCAAGAUGUUGACUGGAGAUGUGACUCCAUCAGCAGGACGUGCUGUUAUCCGGACUCCUACAGGAUGCGAAAUGGAUAUAUCGUCUGCAGGCUCUGAAGGCAUUCUCAUUGGCUACUGUCCACAACAGGAUGCUCUAGAUGACCUUCUCACCGGUUGGGAACAUCUCUAUUAUUACUGCAAUCUACGUGGAAUUCCCAAGCGGUUUAUUCAUAAGGUGGCUGGAGACCUAGUUAGUCGGUUGCACUUGGAUGCUCAUGCUGACAAGCUGGUGAGAACAUACAGUGGAGGGACGAAGAGGAAGCUUUCAACAGCCUUGGCCUUAGUUGGCAAGCCUCACAUUCUUCUGCUGGAUGAACCAAGCUCUGGAAUGGAUCCCUGUUCAAAGAGAUACCUCUGGGAAACUAUCACAAAGGAAGUCCAGGAUGGUUGUGCUGCUGUUCUGACAUCACAUAGUAUGGAAGAGUGUGAAGCCUUGUGCACACGGCUGGCUAUUAUGGUCAACGGCAGUUUUAAGUGUCUCGGUUCUCCUCAGCACAUUAAAAACAGGUUUGGCGAUGGCUAUUCAGUCAAGGUGUGGCUAAACAAAGAAGUAAUUUGCCAAAGUGCCAUUAUGGACUGUCUGCUGUUUCAUUUUCCUGGAACGCUUUUCAAGGGACAACACCUUAACCUGCUGGAAUAUCAUGUACCACAAAGAUGGGGCUGCUUAGCAGAGCUUUUCAAAGUUUUAGAGAGAAACAAAACUGUUCUGCAAAUUAAACACUACUCCAUUAGCCAAACGACUUUAGAACAGGUAUUUAUUAACUUUGCCAACCAACACUGGGAGGCUUCACACUCCACACAGGGAUCUUGUGCCAACCAUCACGGCCAUCUGCCAAUGUAGGCUUCAGGCAGGAUGUUGUCAACGCAUUUGUUACCCUAAAAACCCAAAACAA
Messenger RNA from Elgaria multicarinata webbii, 14710 nucleotides. It is a transcript of the gene ABCA13, whose product is annotated as ATP binding cassette subfamily A member 13. Gene Ontology annotation, cellular component: intracellular membrane-bounded organelle; membrane. Gene Ontology annotation, biological process: lipid transport; transmembrane transport. The coding region runs from base 1 to 14658 and encodes 4885 amino acids. The record is from RefSeq and is a predicted model, not a curated record. The transcript has 62 exons. Gene Ontology annotation, molecular function: ABC-type transporter activity; ATP hydrolysis activity; lipid carrier activity. Lineage: Eukaryota; Metazoa; Chordata; Lepidosauria; Squamata; Anguidae.